Molecule: messenger RNA, 306 nt
Organism: Hibiscus syriacus
Lineage: Eukaryota; Viridiplantae; Streptophyta; Magnoliopsida; Malvales; Malvaceae
Product: auxin-responsive protein SAUR23-like
Exons: 1
Coding region: 1-306 (101 amino acids)
Biological process (GO): response to auxin
Source: RefSeq, a predicted model, not a curated record
AUGGGUUUUCGUUUGCCGGCGAUGAUCCAAGGUUCCAGGCAACUUUUGAAACACCAUUCCAGUUUCUCUCGGAAACAAUCCGAUGUUCCCAAAGGACAUGUUGCCGUUUAUGUUGGAGAGGCGCAACGGAAACGUUUCGUCGUCCCGAUUUCGUAUUUGAACCAUCCUUCCUUCGCCGUACUGCUCAACCGUGCUGAGGAAGAGUUCGGUUUCGAUCAUCCGAAGGGCGGCCUCACGAUUCCGUGCAAAGAAGACGCUUUCAUCAGUCUAACGUCUAAGUUGCAUGCAUGCAGUCCUCAUGAAUGA